Gigantopelta aegis is the source of this 918-nucleotide messenger RNA. Its product is annotated as ryncolin-1-like. NCBI's taxonomy places the organism in Eukaryota, Metazoa, Mollusca, Gastropoda, Neomphalida, Peltospiridae. The record is from RefSeq and is a predicted model, not a curated record. The transcript has 5 exons. Bases 1 to 918 code for a protein of 305 amino acids.
AUGACAAUUAAACUAGUCUCCAGUGUUAACAAGGUAAGUCGGCUUUCACCACUCUAUGCCAACUUGAAGCCAAACGGAAUUCCAGCGACUGAAAGCAACGUUAACAACCUACUGGAAUGUGCUAGAGUCUGCUACAGAGAUGUUGAAUGCAAAGGAUACUCAUACAACGAAGACGACGGCCUAUGUUCUGUGUACAACGUCAGUUUUGAUUCUUAUUCGUUUGUAGAGCAAGUUGGACUUCUGCUUUACGAAGUCGCCCCUGAAGUUCAGUCAGACUGCUAUGACGUCAUGAUGAACGGCGAGACCAAUGGCGUGUAUCAGAUUGUCCCACGUGACAACGGUGCUCCAAUCAACGUUUAUUGUGAAAUGACGUUAAACGAUGGAGGCUGGUUGGUUAUUCAAAGACGAACGGACGGGUCGGAAGAUUUCUACAGGACUUGGGAUGAAUACAGAGACGGAUUUGGAGAUUUAAAUAACGAGUUCUGGUUAGGGAACACAAAUAUUCACCGACUUACUAGCCAGGGUGUCUUUGACUUGCGGGUUGACAUGGAAGACUUUGAAGGGAACCGUGUGUACGCACAGUACACCAACUUCUCGCUGGCUUCAGAACAGGACUAUUUUCAGCUGACAGUAGGAAACUACGAUGGGGAUGCUGGCGAUUCCCUGACUAGUCACGUCGGAUACAACUUCACGACAAAUGACUCCGACCAUGAUAUCUGGUAUAGUGGCAACUGUGCACAUUUUUAUAAAGGCGCCUGGUGGUACUAUGCCUGUCACAGUUCCAACCUGAACGGCCAGUACCUGAGAGGAAACCAGUCUACAUACGCUGAUGGAGUAAACUGGUCCAGUUUCCGUGGAUACUAUUACUCUCUCAAAUACACGGCGAUGAAGAUAAGACCAGCUCCACUCAUUUGCUAA